CGAUUUUCUGCGGAUGAGCUGCAAUGCUUCAAAACACGGCCUCUGCCGUCCAGUGAGUUUGACCAGAAAUCCCAGGUCUACUGGCAAACCUUCGGUGACCUGCGGCAGAAUUUGUCAGAUGAAAACUGGCAUGCUCUUCCCGUGCUCAAGGGCCAAUUCUUCCAUCAUCCCCGCUUUAGGGAGAGUUUAGGAGGGCCAACCGAAGCUGAAAAAGCCCGGGCCCGGGAGAAGGCCCAGCGGCUCAUGGCUGAAAAAAAGGCGAUGGAAGAAGUUCAGCCGCUGGCGACGGAAGCCUUUGUUGGGGAUGUGCUGAAUCGCAUCUUCCCACGUAACCCCAACGCCAAGCAUGAAGACGUGGGCCGUUCCGGAAGGCAUGGGCGUCGCCAAUCCAUGGCCUCUUUCAACCUGGGAGGUCGGCGAGCCUCGCUGAGCAAGCCCAUGAGGGAGUCUGCAAGUACACCCAAUUUCAAAAUCAAAGCAUCACAGCCGGCGUCCAUACGAAGUCCGCUGUCGCCCCUCCUGAACACGGCAGUGGUGACUCCGAUCGGUUCGCGAGGAGCCAUGGAGGAGUUCCGGAAGGCGAUCUUGGAGAAGUUCAGUACUGUCAAGGAAGCUUUUGAGAGCUUCAUGAAGGACCUCCCGGACAGGCAGAUAACCAAGCUCGAACUGAGCCGGACCCUCGCGAAGUAUGGCUUCGAGUGGCAGUCGAAGGACGCCAGAGACACGAUCUUCGAUCGUUUAGACUUCAAGUCCGUCGGCCGCGUGACCAUGGUGGGCUUCUAUGUCAUCGUCGAGGCUUCGGCUCCAGUCCGCAGCGUGGAAGAUCUUCGAAGGCGCUGGCUGGCGAGUCAGUUCGGCUCCAUGCAUCAGGCUAUCAUGACCAUGGUGGAGAACUCCACUCAUGCACUCUCCUUGCGCUUGACGCUUCAAGAAUUCGGGGAAAGGCUGCUGCGUGUCAAUGUCACUGACCCGGAGGAACACCUGGCUCUUUUCAAGUCCCUGUGCUAUGAAAGUGGGAAGACAGAGAAGAGCAAGGCACGCGUUACUAUUGGUGACUUGGCAAGCGCAGUGGCGGUGGUCUCACCUUGCUUGCUGCUGGAAGACCUGCGCGAUAGGUUGCACAAGCGCUACAAUGGGGAUUUCAAGAAAGCCUUUGCAGACUUAGACAUGGACAGGAGCGGAUGUAUAGAUCAGUAUGAGUUUGUGGUGAAGGCAAUGGAUCGUCUUCACCUGUCGGAGCUGGAAGCGCAGAAGAUGUUCCGGGAGAUUGAUGUGGAUGGCUCCCGGGAGAUUUCUCGCAACGAAUUUGUUUGCGCAAUUGGGCUGUCAGAGCCUUCCCUGUUCCUAGAAGACCUCCGGAAGAAGGUGAGGCAACGCUUCCGUAGCUUCAAGGCACAGUUUGCCAAUGCCUUUCAUGACAGUGCUUUGAAUGAGUGCGAGUCGGCGCCACGAUUGAACCUUCAGAACUUCCAAGAGUUGCUCCUUCCCCUCAGCAUGAGCGAGAAGGAGACAAAGGUGCUCUUCAACUUGAUAGAUAUUGACCACGAUGGACAUCUAUCGGUACGUGAGUUCGUGAGAGGGGUUCGACAUUUCUCGCCGUCUGCUGUGCUGGAAGACUUGCGUGUAAUCUGCUGCCAGCAACAUGAACAUAUCACGGAUGCGUUCGCUGGUGUGGAUUACCUGAAAGUCAUGGACAGCAAUGCCUUUGCUCAACAGCUGAUUGAUGUGGGCCUCUGCGAUGGCAAAGAGGUUUCCGAUCUUCGUCUGGUAGAACUUCAGGCGGGCGUGCCGACUCAGGCACUCUUUGACAUCUUGGAUGUCGCCAAUAAUGGUGAGGCCACGAUUGGGAGGUUAUUGGCAGCGCUUCAAUCCUGCGGUGCGGGUACCACUGCACGCCUGUCCCCCGAAGACCUUGACUUGAGAGCCCGGAAUGAUGUGAGGAAUGACCUGGCCCCAAUGCACAAGCUGGUUACCGACUUGAAGCUGCAAGCCCGUCAAGGCAUGAAGUACAGCGAGGAGGAGAACCAGGAGGCCGAAAAAGAUGACAAAGCCAGCACAAGGAUCUUCGACGCAAUGCUUGAGCAGCUGGACCUCCAAAAUACCGGGUCGACCAUGUCAAAGGGCUCCGAUGAUCCGGAGCUCCCAAGCAAGAUGCGGGGCCCACCGAGGUUGAAAACCCUGCUGUAUGAAGAUGUUCUGAAGCAAUAUUCUUACAACCAGCGCACGAAGCCCGGCCUGGCGAAGCCAGCACAGGCGAAACCCGCCCGGAGGCCCAUCCACAAUGCCUCUGGUGGAGCUCAAGACUCAUGGCUGCGGAUGUGGGCCAAUUUGAAGAAAAGCCCAAAGAAGCACGAAAGAAAGAACUUUGAGGCGGAUCUUCAGUCUUACUACCAGGCCGCGGCAUGGAAGCUAUCGCACGAUGGACCCCUGCUCCACGGAAUAGAGCAGAGACUCACUCAGGAUCCAUUCCUGGGCAAACGCCCGCCAGAGAACCCACUUGUUUAG
Messenger RNA from Symbiodinium pilosum, 2505 nucleotides. The record is from the annotation of a GenBank genome assembly. Lineage: Eukaryota; Dinophyceae; Suessiales; Symbiodiniaceae.